AUGCAAUUUAUACAACAAGGACGAUCGUGUAUGUUUCGUCAUAGUGACGUGAUAGAUGACAGUAUAAAGUUGUUGGAUUCUUUGAGAAAAAAUGUUAAGCAGAUCAAAGAAAGUACAAAAUCCGGGAGCACCUUUGUCUGGAGAGAAUGGAGAGUCUGA
Sphenostylis stenocarpa is the source of this 159-nucleotide messenger RNA. The record is from the annotation of a GenBank genome assembly. NCBI's taxonomy places the organism in Eukaryota, Viridiplantae, Streptophyta, Magnoliopsida, Fabales, Fabaceae.